Messenger RNA from Aspergillus aculeatinus CBS 121060, 1191 nucleotides. RefSeq lists its product as uncharacterized. Gene Ontology annotation, biological process: amino acid transmembrane transport. Bases 1 to 1191 code for a protein of 396 amino acids. Lineage: Eukaryota; Fungi; Ascomycota; Eurotiomycetes; Eurotiales; Aspergillaceae. Gene Ontology annotation, cellular component: vacuolar membrane. Gene Ontology annotation, molecular function: amino acid transmembrane transporter activity. The record is from RefSeq and is a predicted model, not a curated record. The transcript is spliced from 8 exons.
AUGGUGGCAGAGAACGUCUCGAUAGGGAUUCUGUCUCUUCCCUCUGCUGUUGCAACCUUAGGGCUAGUCCCCUCGAUUAUUCUGAUGAUCGGUGUAUCGUUUAUUGCAUGGUACACGGCGUACCUCAUCUAUCAGUUCAAGAUGCGAUACCUCCACAUUCAUAGCAUGGCAGAUGCCGGCGAGGUCAUCCUAGGCCGAUUCGGACGCGAGCUGCUGGGAGGCGGCCAGCUACUCUUCUUGGUGUUUGUGAUGGCCAGCCAUAUCCUGACUUUCACUGUUGCCAUGAAUACGAUCACCGACCAUGGUACCUGUACCAUUGUCUUCGGUAUCGUUGCGCUGGUUAUUAGCUGCAUUGGAAGUCUACCGCGGACUAUGGGAAACGUGUAUUGGAUUUCCUUCGCAUCUUUCCUCAGCAUCGCCAUCGCGGUCAUUGUGACCAUGAUUGCCGUUGGGGUGCAAAACACAGGCCACAUCCAUCUCGACGCUGUUACACACUACAGCUUCAAGACCGAGUUUCUAGCUGUCAGCAACAUUCUCUUCGCCUACGUGGGCCAUGCGUCCUUCUUCGGGUUCGUUUCCGAGAUGGAGCAACCGCGGGAAUUUCCCAAAUCCAUCGCCGUCCUCCAGAUCAUCGACACCUCGCUCUACAUCGUCAGUGCCGUCGUGAUCUACCGCUAUGUGGGCGUCGACGUCGCCUCCCCAGCCCUGGGCUCGGCAGGACCCGUCAUGAAGAAAGUGGCCUACGGCCUGGCCCUCCCAACCAUCCUAAUCGCCGGCAUCGUCAACGGCCACGUUGCCGCGAAAUACGUGUAUGUCCGUCUCUUCCGGGGCACGAACCAUAUGCACGAGACGACGCUGCUGUCCAAGGGAUCCUGGGUGGCCAUCGCCCUCAUCCUCUGGGUCGUCUCAUGGGUCAUUGCCGAGUCGAUCCCGAUCUUCAACGACCUGUUGAGUUUCAUCACCGCCCUCCUCGGCUGCUGGUUCGCCUUCGGAUUCCCAGCGAUCUUCUACUUCGUCCUGAACAAAGGCCAAUGGUUCUCCUCGCCCUGGAAGACCCUCCUCAGCGUGAUCAACCUCUGCAUCUUGGGGAUCGCUUUCGCGACGUGCGGCCUAGGCCUCUACGUCUCCGGCGACGCGAUCAGCAGAGACAGCAAUAACUCCGUAUGGACUUGUGCCAGUAACGGGGUUUGA